Musca domestica (house fly) is the source of this 1682-nucleotide messenger RNA. It is a transcript of the gene Ugalt, whose product is annotated as UDP-N-acetylglucosamine transporter. NCBI's taxonomy places the organism in Eukaryota, Metazoa, Arthropoda, Insecta, Diptera, Muscidae. Gene Ontology annotation, biological process: pyrimidine nucleotide-sugar transmembrane transport. The record is from RefSeq and is a predicted model, not a curated record. Bases 293 to 1363 code for a protein of 356 amino acids. The transcript is spliced from 3 exons. Gene Ontology annotation, cellular component: Golgi membrane. Gene Ontology annotation, molecular function: UDP-galactose transmembrane transporter activity.
UUCAUUUCUUUGAGAUUGUUUGAUCAAGCUCCAAUCGGAACGAGACCCAUUGAUUGCGCCGCCCGGAAAUCAAUCAUCGCAGCAAAGGAGGCGAAUGUGAUACAUUACCUAUUAUUUAUAAAUUAAAUAUUUGCCCGAAAGAAAAAGGCAGUGGCAACGGGCAGCAUCCAAAAAGAAAAUUGUAGCCCAAAGGGACCAGUGAAGUUUAUACAGCUGUUUUUCCCUUGUCAAUAAGAAUUAUUACACGACGGCGGCGACGGAGGCUACCAUCCAAGUGCAACAAUACAACAAAAUGAAUAUACACAUAAACGCCAAUCACCUGAAGUACAUCAGUUUGAUAACAUUAACCCUACAGAAUGCAAUCCUGGGUCUAUCGAUGCGCUAUGCCAGAACGAGACCGGGCGAUAUAUUCCUUAGUUCAACGGCUGUGCUAAUGUCCGAAUUUGUAAAGCUGAUAACAUGUUUGAUUUUGGUCUUUAACGAGGAGGGUAAAGAUUUCCAGAAAUUCGUCAAGACCUUGCACAAAACCAUCAUUGCCAAUCCAACAGAUACGCUGAAAGUAUGCGUUCCCUCGCUUGUAUAUAUUGUACAAAACAAUUUACUCUAUGUUUCCGCCUCGCAUUUGGAUGCCGCCACCUACCAGGUGACAUAUCAAUUGAAAAUCCUCACCACAGCUAUGUUUGCCGUAGUUAUAUUGCGUAAAAAACUCUUGAGCACCCAAUGGGGAGCUUUGGUAUUGCUGCUGGUUGGCGUAGUAAUGGUACAGUUGGCCCAAACCGUAACAGAUGCCUCGGCGGCCGCAGCUGCAUCACAAACUACAAAUGGCAUUGAACAAAAUCGUUUCUUGGGUUUAAUGGCCGCCUUGGGUGCCUGUUUUCUUUCCGGGUUUGCUGGCAUCUAUUUUGAGAAGAUUCUUAAGGGGGCUGACAUCUCCGUGUGGAUGCGUAAUGUCCAGUUGUCGCUGUUGAGUUUGCCCUUCGGUGCCAUAACCUGUUUCGUCAGUGAUGCCUCGAAAAUAUUCGAACAUGGUUUCUUCUUCGGUUAUGAUCUGUUUAUUUGGUAUUUGGUAAUGCUGCAGGCCGGUGGUGGUCUCAUUGUGGCCGUUGUUGUAAAAUAUGCCGAUAACAUACUCAAAGGAUUUGCCACUUCUCUGGCCAUCAUCAUUUCGUGUGUUGCCUCUAUUUAUAUUUUCGAUUUCAAUUUAACAUUUAAAUUUGCCUUUGGUGCUGCUUUGGUAAUAGUUUCGAUAUUUUUAUAUGGUUAUGACCCCAAUAAGAAGGCAACAAAUUCAGUGGGUCCCAUCAAAGUGGUGACAAGCAGUGGUGGACCCCUGCGUCCCGAUGAAGAGAAGCUAUUGCCUUAAAUACUGCAGUCAGCCGGCUGGAGGAGAGUGAUGCAAUAUGUAAAUGUUUUUCUACAUUUUGGACUCGGAACUUAUGACUCGUUGCAGUAUUUACAACCUACAACUAUCACGAUAGAGUUGUUUUCACCAAAACAACUACAAACUUACGAUGGCCAUGUAGGUGAAAAUACACUUGACCGACCGAUCUUUUUUUACAAUAAGCAAAAUAAGCAAAAAUUAAGCAUAAUUUUACAAAGUAAUGAAACGAUAUUGUAUAUAUAAAGAAACACCGACGCGACCGCAUUCUACAAAAUAUAUAUAUUUUAAUAAUAGAUGUUAA